GGGCUGGUUUGAGCUGGUGCGUUGUCAUAGCGACGCAGUCUGGCCUAUAAAUAAGGCUCUGCGGGCGCUACGGCUUUUGUCAGUCAGUGCUCUCGAGCCGGCCGGCUGGUAGCGCCUUUGGCGGCUCCUCCAGCCCGGCUCCUCCUCGGGCGGCGCGUCCACCCCGGCUCCAGCCGCCGCCGAGCUCCGCGGGGCCCGUCUCUGAGGAGGAGGCACGGGACUAGGGGGCCGACCGGCUGCCGGGCGAGGCGCUGCACCAUGGCGGGCGCUGACUGAGUUUCAAUGCAACAUCAUACAACUGCUGCACAGAGGACAGAAAACUUGCCUUGAUCUAUCAAGACUCUGCUUUUCUGAAGCACAUCUUUGAGUGCACAGUUGAAAGAAUUUGAACAAAGCUGAUAUUUCUUAGUUGUCCAUUUUGUUGCACUUUCACUCUUAGAAACAAUGAACAGCUUCAGCGAUGAGGAGUUUGACCUCACCUUCCUUGAUGAAGGCUUUACUGCUAAGGAUAUUCUAGACCAAAAAAUAAAUGAAGUUUCUUCCUCUGAUGACAAAGAUGCUUUCUAUGUUGCUGACCUUGGGGAUGUCCUAAAGAAGCAUUUCCGAUGGUACAAAGCACUCCCCAGAGUAACACCCUUUUAUGCUGUCAAAUGUAAUGACAGUAAAGCUAUAGUGAAGACACUUGCUACUCUUGGUGCAGGGUUUGAUUGUGCUAGUAAGACUGAAAUCCAGUUAGUACAGAGCAUUGGUGUACCUCCAGAACGAAUAAUAUAUGCAAAUCCUUGCAAACAAAUCUCUCAAAUUAAACAUGCUGCCAACAGUGGUGUGCAGAUGAUGACUUUUGACAGUGAAGUAGAGCUAAUGAAAGUUGCGAGAGCUCAUCCAAAGGCAAAGCUAGUCUUGCGCAUCGCAACUGAUGACUCCAAAGCGGUUUGUCGCCUGAGUGUUAAAUUUGGAGCUACCCUCAAAACUAGCAGACUUCUUCUGGAGCGGGCAAAAGAACUUGACCUUGACAUUAUUGGAGUCAGUUUCCAUGUUGGAAGUGGCUGUACUGACCCAGAGACAUUUGUUCAAGCUAUUUCUGAUGCCCGUUGUGUCUUUGAUAUGGGAAUAGAGCUUGGUUUCAGUAUGCAUCUGCUUGAUAUUGGUGGUGGUUUCCCUGGUUCUGAAGAUGUCAAGCUUAAAUUUGAAGAGAUCACAAAUGUAAUCAAUCCAGCGUUGGACAGAUACUUUCCUUGUGAUUCUGGAAUAAGAAUUAUUGCAGAGCCUGGCAGAUAUUAUGUAGCAUCAGCUUUCACGCUGGCAGUUAACAUAAUUGCAAAAAAAGUUAUAUUAAAGGAGCAGUCAGGUUCUGAUGAUGAGGAUGAUACUAAUGGCAAAACUCUUAUGUACUAUGUGAAUGAUGGGGUGUAUGGAUCAUUCAACUGCAUCCUGUAUGAUCAUGCACAUGUUAAACCAGUCUUGCAAAAGAGACCUAAACCAGAUGAGGGCUGUUAUUCCUGUAGCAUAUGGGGACCAACAUGUGAUGGCCUGGAUCGUAUUGUUGAGCGCUUUGAUAUGCCAGAGUUGCAAGUUGGUGAUUGGAUGCUAUUUGAAAAUAUGGGUGCCUACACAGUUGCAGCUGCUUCCACUUUCAAUGGAUUCCAGCGGCCAGCAAUAAAUUAUGUGAUGUCAAGGCCAGCAUGGCAACUAAUGCAACAGAUUAAGGAGCAAGGUUUCGUAGCUGAAGAAGAGGAGCAGGAUGUCAGUACUUUGCCACUGUCUUGUGCCUGGGAAAGUGGAAUUGAACAUCAUCCGGCAGCUUGUGCUUCAACUAGUAUUAAUGUAUAGAUAUUGUUUAACUGCAAGUUUUUAUUAAUUGAAUCUCUAGGGCAUUUUGGGGACCAUUAACUUAAUUCUUGCUAGAAUUUUUAAAUGGCUUUUUGUUUAAGUCUAGGGUCAGCAUAAAUGCAACAAAAUGGAUGACUAGGAGAUGGGGGUCACAUUAUCUGUGUUCCUAUGGAAACUAUUUGAAUAUUUUAUAUGGAUUUUUACUCACUUUCAAGUAUACUAUUAAAGAUUAACCCUUGACUGUCAGACAAGCAUUUGUAGCUUGUAUAUUGGCAGAAUGGGCUGAGCUUAGUGUUGUGACCUAACUUUUUU
Messenger RNA from Gopherus flavomarginatus (Mexican gopher tortoise), 2142 nucleotides. It is a transcript of the gene ODC1, whose product is annotated as ornithine decarboxylase 1. The record is from RefSeq and is a predicted model, not a curated record. Gene Ontology annotation, molecular function: ornithine decarboxylase activity. Gene Ontology annotation, cellular component: cytoplasm. Lineage: Eukaryota; Metazoa; Chordata; Testudines; Testudinidae. Bases 445 to 1830 code for a protein of 461 amino acids. The transcript has 12 exons.